Rotaria sp. Silwood2 is the source of this 4656-nucleotide messenger RNA. NCBI's taxonomy places the organism in Eukaryota, Metazoa, Rotifera, Eurotatoria, Philodinida, Philodinidae. The record is from the annotation of a GenBank genome assembly.
AUGAACAGUAAAUACUUUCGCGAAACGAUCGAUGUUGAUUUUGGAUACCAUUUUGUUGAACGACGUUCUGUAAAUGUAGCCGAUGUUCAUGGCGAUCUGUCAAUAGAGACUCUCAAACGUAUUUGUCAAUUAUUUAAUGGUUUUCUCGUUCAUGUUCAAUCAACAUAUCUGACCUCGAAUACAUCGGAUGUUAUUCAAUUUUUACGUCCACUUUCGCAUCCAAGCUAUAUUCUAUUACUCAUACGUGAUCUUGACGAUGAGGACGACGAAGAAAUUCAAACGGCUAUAACAAGUAUACGUUCAGCUUGUUCGAAUUGUCAGAUUUUCUUUUUGCCGAAUGUUGCCGACAAGAAUACUUAUGUCAAUAAAGAAAAAAUUGAACAACUACGCGAACAAAUUUUUCUUGAUGCUGUCAAAUUUUCUCAUUCAAACGAACAAAAUAUCCAAAAGCAUUUCGAACAACUUAUGGAUACUGAUCAAUGUAGAAAUGCUGAACAAGACAAAGUUUUUAUUGAUUCCAUUCGACCAAUUCUUAUUCAUGGUAAAGAAGAUGAUUAUCCUCUCUAUUCAUUAUUUACUCGCAUGUGUGAUAUAAGACAUAAGCUAGCCAAGAUGGAUCCUUAUAAUGCCGAUUUUCAAGAUACAAAGCUAUAUGCUCUUCAUAGUGAACUGUUUCAAAUUAGUGAAGAACUAGAGAAGCAGCAACGAGCUGGUUUUCAAGCAACUGGUCAAGCAUUUCAACGUUUUUUUCAACUCAUUCAAAACAAAGAAGAUCAAUUGAAUAACUUGAAUUUAUUAUCUAUUGAAUUGAAACAUGAACGAGAUAAAAAGAUAUCUUCUGUAGAUUCUACAACAUCGUUCUAUCAACAAUUAUCACUUGAAAUUCAUUGGCGAAAUGCUAUGAUUAGUUCUAAAAGUAUAUCAGAACCUGAACGAAGAAUACUUAUCGAUGCGUAUCACAAUUAUAUUGACGAAGGAAAUCCUUUCGAAAUCGUUGAUGGCGAUAAUUUCGAAAUACAAGGCGAAUUUUUGACCGAAGUAAUGCAUUUAUUUCAUAAGAAAAAAUUUUUCGUUAUGAGUAUAAUCGGACCACAGAAUAGUGGUAAAAGUACAUUACUUAACUUCUUAUUUGGUACUUUAUUUGAAGUACGUGAAGGACGAUGUACUCGAGGUGUCUAUGGAACAUUAGUCAAAAUUAGAUCGGAAGCAGUUACGCAUGAUCUUAUACCGCCUGAUUACGAUUAUAUUUUAUUAAUCGAUACAGAAGGUUUAUUAUCUAUCGAGAAGGGUGACGAACAGUAUGAUAAACGUUUGAUUCUCUUUUGCUUGGCUAUAUCACAUCUCGUUAUUGUCAAUAUUAGUGGUGAAAUUCAUGAAACACUAAAACAAAUGCUAAUACUAUGUACACAAUCGCUCAAUUAUCUUGGAGAAACUCGUGUUACGCGACCAACAGUUCAUUUUGUUCUUAAUCAAAAAGCCGAUCCGAACAAAGCCAAUUGUGAGAAACAAGUGAAAAUCAUUCGAGACGAUUUGAUAGCAAAUGGUCUCAAUAAUUUAAUUGAUCUUGGACCGAAUAAUUUUCAUGUUUUAUCGACAGCAUUCAACCGAAAGCCAUUUUUAGAUCCGAAUGGAGAAUGUGCCGCAUUGUCAACUGAUAUUAAAUUUGUUACAAAUGUUCAAAAACUAUGCAAACUAUUUGUUGACUCAUCUUUUCAAAUAAUUCGUGACACUGGUGAUCGUUUUUCUAUACCAACAAAAUGGAUUGAAUUUGCUAAUAGUGUACUUCAAGUCAUAAAAAAAUAUCCAGAUUUAACUUAUUUCAAAGAUAUUUUUGAACGAGAACAAAAUAAUAAAAUACGGCAAGAUAUUCGCAACGAUUUUGAACAAAUUUUAUCACCAACACAAGCUCAACUAUUGAUCAAUAGAGAAAAACACAAUAGUAUUAGUCAUAUUCAAGAUUCAUUUCAAAUCGAACAAGAGAAAAUUUUAAAUGAACUUGAAUCAAAACUUGAACAAAAGAUAGUAAAAUAUGCAGUAAGUGAAAAUGUUCGUCAACGAUCAUUUCGUUUUAUGCGAGUACAAGUAGCAAGUCGAUUUCGUUCAUGGGAAGUGUCAGCUAUUAUGGCAGGUGAACGAGACAAACUGAAUAAAAUGGUAGAUGAUAGUGAUGCUGAACUUCGACAACUUGCAUAUGAUACAACAGGCAAGAAUCAUUGUAUUGAUAAAAAUUUGGCAAUCGAAAAAUUUGAAAUGAUGUGGAAAAAUCAAUUUAGUUGCGUCCAAGUAAAAUUCGAUUCCGAAACUCAAUGGAAACAAUCGAUUGAUUUAGUUUGCCGGCUCUAUGAUGUACUUGAUCAAGAUGCUUUGCCAUCAUUAGAUAAUGUGCUCACCUAUUUACCCUUUCUCAUGACACUCGAUAACUUUGAUCAAUUAUCAAAAAUCUCUACCGAAUGUAUAUCGAAAGCUUCUAAUAUUAAUCCUCUCGCCCCACAUUCAACAAAUACAGUUUAUACAAUAUGUUUUUCUGAUCUACAGAAACCGUAUACAUUUCUCAACAAUGAUGCACUGUUAGCAAUAUAUUGCGGCGACAAAAAUAGUAGAACACGAACAAGAAGUACAUGUAGAUUAGGUGUACGCCAAGAUUUUUCUCAAGAAAUGAAUAGCAAUUGGCGAACGACUGUUCGAGUACCGCACUGUUUCGAGCUUUUAAUUGGACGUAUAAAGGAAAUCUAUCAAUUAAAAAUCAGUGAUGAUGAAUUUUCAACUGAAAUUAUUCUUCUGCAAGAUAUAUUGGGAACAGUCGAUAAAUUAAUAAAAGAUGUGAAUCAAGAACUAAUUCAAGAGAAUGAUGAUGAAAAUGUUGCUACUAAUCUUAUCAAUGAGUUUUCUGAUCAAUUACGUCAGUCAUUUGAACUGAAAGUCAAAGAAAUUAUUGGAACAUGUGUUGAAAAUGAACUGAGAACACUGAAUCAGUAUUCUAUUAUGAAAGAGCUCGAUGGUGAAGUCUACGAAGCUUCAAACGAUUGGCUUAUGAGUUAUGUUCUCUAUCCAAUUCAAAUAAUCAGCGAACGACUUGUUCAACGAUGGGAAAAAAUCGAAACAAGAAUCCUUCAACUGGUCAACAUCAGUAUGAAUUCACAUUUAGAAAUAGUAGCUGAAUUCUUUCGCAUCAUAGAAGCAAUCAAAAUUGCUUUGAAAUUAAAAGGUGGAGAUUCAUUGACUUUUGUCGAUGAUCUAUUCGAAUCGUCGAGUAACGAUAUCAAUCAGAAUCUAUUCGAUAAGAAAUUAUGUAUGGCUACACUUCUUUACCAAUAUCUCUCAGACGAAGCUAUUUCAACGCAGAUAACUAUUAAAAAUGGUUUGACUUAUACGGUUCAAUCUAAGUGGCAAGAAACUAUUAAUAACAUGCCGAAAUCAAGCGAUCAGCUGAAAAAUAUUUUUCGUUCCUUGAAGACUACGUUUGAAACGUAUACGAUCACUUAUAUUGACUUAUUUCUCGAUAAGGUCAUCAAUCAAAAAACAACAAUUGAACAAGAAUUGCAAAGUUUGAUGACUACUUUUAUUACAAACAGUUGCCGUAGCACACGAGAACGACUACUCAUUCAAGUGCGUGGUUGUAAAGAACAGUGCCCUUGUUGCAAGCGUUUAUGUGAUAUUGAUCAUCGGUUGGACAAUGCUACACCUAUGGGACAAGGAGAGAACAGACAUCAAUGCCAGUCUGGUCAUCAGAUUCGAGGUAUGGGUGGCGUACGAUAUGAAGUGACGAAUGAAGCAUCGACAGUUUGGUGUGAAAUAAUCAAAGAUGAAGAUCCUAUUGUUACUAUUAGAGGUCAACGACAGACAUGGAUAAAUUUCAAAAAUGCUCACACCGAUUGGGAUUUUGGUGAUCCAAGAAUUCGAGAAAAUCAAAAGACACCCUAUACUUAUAUAUGGGAGAAAAUUGGAGAACAACUAUGUCUACACUAUGGUAACGGAAUGAAAUUUGUUACACAAAAUAGUCCGACUCCGAUAAAUCAUUUUAUUCUUCUACUCGAUCAUUCCGGUUCUAUGAAUGGUACGAUUUUCAAACAAAUAUCUCGUAUAUUAAUACCGGGCAAAACGACUAGUACGGCGAGUGAUUCUAAUCAAGCGGAUUUGAGUCCAUGGGAACAUUUGCUUAAAGCUGUCAGAGAAUUUAUUCGCAUUCGAAUUCAAAAAGUAUAUCACACUGAUGAAAUGACCAUUAUUGUUUUCGCCAAUAGAGCGACACGAAUUUAUAAUCGAGAAAAAUUGAACAACAUCGAUAUGAAUCGGCUUAAUAUGUCGAUGUUAGUCUGUGGUGCAGGUACUAACUUUUCAGUUGCAUUUGAUAUGCUUAUUGAAACGCUGAAUGAAAUUAGGAAUAAUCCAGCGUGUAAUAGUCUUCGACAUAUAAUCAUCUUUCUAACGGAUGGAGACCCUCAAGUUUAUCCAACGUCUGAAUUAGAACGUUUAUCUACCGAUUUCAAAUCAAUGAUUACUGAUUUCUGGGCAAUGGGUCUUGGUAAAUAUAAUAAGAAAGUUCUCCAAAAAAUAAAUGAGAAAAUGCAAGGCAAGUUUACAGACAUUGAAAAGCCGGAAGAUCUUAUUGAAACAUAUGCUGAGAUUGCUGACUCUUGUGAUACAAAUUUACCUUGA